AUGGAUGGAAACCGACUCCAUGUCCAAGACAUGUUGGCCGAUGAAGCUCCGACUCCGGUUCUCUUUCUCGCGGCCUUGGAGCUCACGCUGCUGCUCCUCGCGCUGUGCUUUCCGGGAGCUGUGCCGGAAGUGGGAUUUCUUAUGCUGGCACUGCUAGCGAUGGCGCAUUUCAAGCGAGAUGUCUGGCAGCAUGUGUUCACGGAGCUCGGAGACAAAAAGCUCAAGUCAGAGAGCGACUCUGCACUUGACAGCCGCCGAUUGGCGCACAGGAAUCUGCAAAGCUUGUUCCUGGAGCUGCUGCUGCUGUCCGUUAAUGUCGCGGCGUCCUUUGUGAAGUUUUCACCAUGGAUCGCGGAAGCUUGCAGCGCGGCUCUCAUCGCUGACGCCGUGCGAGCCCUUCUGCAGACGGCAGGAACACCCCAGGCGGAAGAGCAGAAGAACACUCCUAAAGAGCCGGCACUCCAGGCUGAUCAACAGCCCGCAAGUGAUCCCGCGCCGAAAACCGCAGCGCCGACUGCGGCUCCCGAGCGGCAGCCGAAGAAGCUGAAGAACUUGGAAGUGAAUUUCUGGGCCGACCUGGAGGAAGAGGACGACUUUCAGCAGAUGCUGGCUGCGAAAGUUCGUGAGGAGGUCUCAGCACCCAAAGGCGCGCCGGCUGCUCCCAAGGCUCCGGAUGCAGAGGCUGUGGAGUCAUUGGAAGUGCCUGCUGCUCCUGCAGAUGCGGAGGACGCUGCCGGCGCAGGUGGCGAGGCGUCGAGGAAGAAGAAGGGCGCCAAAGCAGUGCGCGCAAAGCGUGGCCGAGAAGGAAAGCCGCAGCCGGAGGACUGUGGGAAUCAGUGGGCCACACGCAUUCGCCAGUGCGGCAAAAUGAAGGACUUGCAGGGCGCUUUGGCCGCCAUGGAAGAGGCCGUUGCAGCUGGAGUUUCCAGCCGUCAAAACCAGGAAGUUCAGAAUGCCUUGCUGCACAGCCUGGUCCAGUGCGGUGAUGCUGCUGGAGAUACUGCCUCAGAUCUCUUCAACCGGCUGAAGGAAGAGAAGAAAGCAGAUGUGGUGACGUUUAACAUCAUGCUGCGGUCCCUGCUCAGUGCAGGGAAGCGCGAAGAGGCGCAAGCUCUUCUCAAGGAGAUGAAUGAGCAUGGACUCUCUGCCAACAAGGUGACAAUAGCUGAGCUGCUUAGUGAUCGAGUCCGGGCUGACGAUGCAGACGGGAUAUGGCGCAUAGUUGACUGGAUGAAGAAUACCGACUUUGGCAUUACGAACGCGGCAUGCUCUAUCCUGCUCAAAAGGAUCACCAGCGAGACCGUUGCGGAUGAGGUCGACCGUUCCUUUGCCCUCAUCGACCAGCUGUCGGAGCCUGUGGAUGAGGCACUCUGUUCGCAGGUGAUCGAGGCAGCGAUUCGAACCAGUCGGCCGGCUGUGGCGAACAAGUUCAUGGAAAUGUUGGGUUCGCUUCGCAACAAGAAGAGCGGUGGCUCCAGCGCCGCGACCUUCGGCUCCAUGAUCAAACUCCACGGCCAGAACCGGGAUCUGCAGCAGGUCUGGUCCACAUGGAAUCUGAUGCGUGAGAAGGGGGUGAGCCCAUCAUCCGUCACCCUCGGAUGUAUGGUGGAAGCCCUCGUGAAUUGCGGAGCAGUGGAUGACGCGGCUUCCCUGGUGCACCAGACGGCAGCAGAUGGACUGGGCUUCAUCCUCAACACCGUCAUCUACUCUUCCGUCAUCAAGGGCUUUGCCCAAGCCAAGCAGCCCGAGAAGUGCUUCGACGUGCUGGACGAGAUGGAAGAGCAAGGAAUCCCUGGCAACACGAUCACCUACAACACUCUGCUGGACGCAUGUGCCAAGUGCGGCACCAUGUCGCGAGUGCCGGCGGUGUUCGAAAACAUGAGGCAAAGGCAAGUUGAACCGGAUCGGAUCACGUAUUCGACGCUCAUCAAAGGCUACUGCGUCGCAGGCGAGCUGGACUGUGCCUUCAAGCUCUUUGAAGAGCUGAAAGCAGACGGCAAGCUGGACUUGGAUGAGAUAGUGUACAACUCGCUCCUCGACGGUUGCGGACGGAAGCAGAAACCCCAGAAAGCAAUGGAAUACUUGCAGGACAUGAUCAGUGCAGGAAUUCCACCCUCCAACUACACGCUCAGCAUCAUGGUCAAACUUCUGGGCCGCGCCCGGCGGCUCAACGAUGCGCUCAAGCUGGCAAGUGACUACCAGAAGGACUUCGGAUUGAAACUGAACGUCCAGGUCUUCACCUGCUUGAUGCAAGCAUGCCUUCUGAAUAAGAAGGUGCCGAAGGCCAUGCAGAUCUACAAUGACAUGAUCAGUGAGCUGGGACGUUUACCAGACCGGAAAGCCCACACGGUACUGGUGGAUGGCUGCAUCCAAGCUGCCGCCUUUGCCGAGGCGACUCAGGUCGCACGAAUCGCGUAUGACCUGCAGAAGCCGGAGGUAGCGGUGAGAUUCCGCUCAGAUGAACCUGUCGGUGUGGACAUGAAGACCUUGUCCGACCUGGCCGGGAAGGUGCGUGGAGGGAAAGUGGAUCGCAGGACGGCGGAUCUCGUGCUCGAGGUGCUGGACGUGGCAGAUCCUAGUGGAAAGUUGCGAGGCAAAGCGAGCUCGGGAGACUGGGCGGAGCAGGAGGCCAAGGUGGAGGAGGGCUGGCAAAAGGCUGGCAGCCGCGGCAAAGCAUGGCAAGAGUCCGGAUACGAAGCGUGGGACAAGCAGGGCUCGCGAGGUGCGAAAAAUGGCUACUCAAACAGAUCUGGAUCAGAGCACAGUGGAUGGAAUUCCGGCUGGGAUUCUUGGAAUUCCUCCACCAACGCUUCACAGGCGUGGAGAGGCGAUGCAAAAUCUUCUCGGGGCAAAGGCAGAUCCCGAGGCUGA
Messenger RNA from Symbiodinium sp. CCMP2456, 2871 nucleotides. The record is from the annotation of a GenBank genome assembly. NCBI's taxonomy places the organism in Eukaryota, Dinophyceae, Suessiales, Symbiodiniaceae.